AUGGAUCUCCUUCCUCAGGGUGAUGGCUAUUUGCAGUAUUACGUUUUGAUGGUGGGAGUAACAGCUAUCACUAACUCCAUUUCCUGCUACCGCGACGAUCAAUACCUCCGCCGCGUCUAUAACCCUCCCAAUGGCUCCCCAGCCGCCUCCGCAGUCACACACCUGCAAUGCCGAACGUUCGCAACCUGGAACGUAGCCGUUGGGCUAGUAAGAGUAUUCGCCGCCUACCACAUUCAUGAACCGGCUUGGAUGCAGAUGCAGAUGUUGACUUGUGUCAUUGGCCUGUUCCAUUUUGGCAUGGAGGCCUUCGUUUACAAGACGGCGCGACCAUCUGGCCCUUGGUUCGCACCCACCAUCGUCGCUGCGAUCGGCCUAGGAUGGAGUGUAGCGCAGUAUGGACAUUAUAUUCGAUGA
This is a messenger RNA of Cyphellophora europaea CBS 101466, 414 nucleotides long. RefSeq lists its product as uncharacterized. Bases 1 to 414 code for a protein of 137 amino acids. Gene Ontology annotation, cellular component: membrane; endoplasmic reticulum. NCBI's taxonomy places the organism in Eukaryota, Fungi, Ascomycota, Eurotiomycetes, Chaetothyriales, Cyphellophoraceae. The transcript is spliced from 3 exons. The record is from RefSeq and is a predicted model, not a curated record. Gene Ontology annotation, molecular function: protein-macromolecule adaptor activity.